Molecule: messenger RNA, 324 nt
Organism: Adineta ricciae
Lineage: Eukaryota; Metazoa; Rotifera; Eurotatoria; Adinetida; Adinetidae
Source: the annotation of a GenBank genome assembly
AUGUGCGUAAUAAUAACAACUACGAGACAAUAUAUGAGUAAUGCGAUUUCUGAUCUUGAAUUCCUGUUGAAGGUAUUUUUUAACAUAGGUACGCAAAUGUCUGAAAACUUCUGGAACACGGUACGCAACGAAAUAGACCGCACACGGCCUCCAAUUAUCAGCCAGGUUUACGACGGUCUGUAUUCAGUUGGGGCUUCCACUGGUAAAGUUGUCAACAACUGCAUUGCAUCAGUAGAAAAGGUAUCACCGACAACUGCUUCCAUGGCCAGAGUUGCACGAGCUGCCGCGGAAGAUUAUCUCCCAAUGUUCCAGGAUAAUCGGUAG